This is a messenger RNA of Trypanosoma grayi, 3393 nucleotides long. RefSeq names its product putative DNA-directed RNA polymerase III subunit. The transcript has a single exon. Gene Ontology annotation, molecular function: ribonucleoside binding; DNA binding; DNA-directed RNA polymerase activity. Lineage: Eukaryota; Euglenozoa; Kinetoplastea; Trypanosomatida; Trypanosomatidae. Gene Ontology annotation, cellular component: RNA polymerase III complex. Bases 1 to 3393 code for a protein of 1130 amino acids. The record is from RefSeq and is a predicted model, not a curated record. Gene Ontology annotation, biological process: DNA-templated transcription.
AUGGCCCCAGAGAUACCGAAGUCUGAUGAUGAGGCGUACACCACGCGGAAACUGGCCCUACUCCCAGCACUUAUCAACAUGAAGGGCUUCUUGAAUCAUCACAUAGCGUCCUUUGACCACUUGAUCAACGUGGAGUUGAAGCGAAUCCUGCUGAAUGAGUCUAAUAGGGAUAUUAAAAGCAGCAUCGACCCGGAUUUUUCCAUUCGGUACACAAACAUUCGUGUGUGUCGUCCGCGGGAGAUCGUAGGCAAAGGGCAGUUGCCAAAGGCCGUUUCUCCACACGAAUGUCGGACACGCGAUCUCACGUAUCGUGGCGACAUGAUUGUUGACGUUGAGUACACCGGCCGGGAUCGCACAAAACGCCCUUGCACUGAGACGGAUAUCAAGAUUGGUACAAUUCCAAUUAUGCUCAAGUCAAGCUCAUGCAAUUUGUACGGUAAGAGUCGAGAGGAGCUGAUCACAAUGCGAGAGUGUCCUCUCGACCCUGGGGGAUAUUUUGUUAUAAAGGGUGUGGAGAAGGUGUGCUUGGUGCAGGAACAGCAGAGCAAGAACCGUGUUAUUAUUGAGGCCGACGACAGCGGUAACAUUGUGGCGCAUGUACAGAGCAAAACACAUUAUUCUAUUUCAAAGUGCUCUGUUAUGUUUAAGAAGGGACGAAUUGUCAUGGUUCAUCGUUCAUUCAAAGAGGAUAUCCCUAUUGUGGUGAUGCUGAAGGCGCUUGGAAUGGAGGGUGAUCAGCAAAUUGCUCAGCAUAUUGGCACCUCGCCGGCAUUUCAAAGCGUGUUGUUUGCCUGUUUUGAGCAGGCGGCAUCCCUUGGCGUCAAGUCACAAGACGAUGCUCUGCAUUUUAUUGGUGAAAGACGUAAGGAGACCACAUGGGAAGUUGAUGACGCUCAGCAGAGGCAUAUCCAGAAGUCAAAGGCAGACAAUGCAGCUGAAUUCCUUGGGAAUGUGCUACUCUGCCACAUCAGAGAGGGCGAGGUGCAACGUGAUUGGAACUUUCGUCACAAGGCACUCUACGUCUGCUUCAUGGUGAGGCGUAUGAUUGAAGCCAGCGUGGACUCGUCUUUACUGGAUGAGCGGGACUUUUACGGCAAUAAGCGUUUUGAGACAACGGGUACCCUCAUGGGUCUUUUGUUUGAGGAUCUUUUAAAGCAGUUCAAUCGUGUGGUGAAAACAGCGAUGGAUCAGCAGCUUUCUAAAAAGGAUACGACGAAGCCGUUUAACGUUAAGCAACUCAUGGAAAGUAAGAUGGAAGUGAUCCAGAACGGGAUGCGUGUCGCAUUGAGUAGUGGCCGCUGGGAGCUGAAACGCUUCAAUAUGAGUCGUCAAGGCAUCACCCAGGUUCUCUCUCGCCUCUCAUACAUUUCGUGCAUUGGUAUGAUGACUCGUCUUGCUUCAUCAUUUGAAAAGAGCCGAAAAAUAAGUGGACCACGUUCACUGCAGCCAAGUCAAUGGGGAAUGGUGUGCCCGUGUGACACACCGGAGGGGGAGAGUUGCGGCCUUGUCAAGAACUUUGCCACCCUCAGUCAGGUGACCUUGGAUAUGGAUGACUCAUUUGUUAGGGCAGCGGCACACAAUCUCGGUGUGGAGGAGGCGGAUUGUAUUGGCCCAAGGGAGUUUUUGUGCUACUACACUGUUUUUUUAAACGGAACGUUAAUUGGCAUUCAUCGUUAUCCAAAUCGCCUGUGUCGUGGCAUGCGAGCGCUGCGACGAUCUGGCCGAUUGCAUCCUCACGUCUCCAUCGCAACAAACGAUCGUCAGAAGAGUGUGCAGAUUGGGUGCGAUGGUGGACGAAUUGUUCGUCUUUACAUUGUUGUUAAUAAUGCAAGACCUGCGGUUACUUCGGCCCAUCUUGAUGAUCUGCGUGCUGGAAAGUGUUCAAUUAACGAUUUUUUGGCAGAAGGAUUGGUGGAGUUUAUUGACGUCAAUGAGGCGAAUGAUUGUCUUAUUGCGGUGUACCUUAAAGACAUUGAGGAGUAUACAACGCAUUUAGAAAUUGAGCCUUUGUCUCUUUUGGGGGUUGUUGCGGGCAUUAUUCCAUAUCCGCAUCAUAAUCAAUCUGCACGAAACACAUUUCAAUCAGCUAUGGGCAAGCAGGCCUUGGGGACUAUAGCAUACAAUCAGUAUAUUCGAACUGACACGGUUCUUAUGCUGGGUGCCUACCCACAGCGCCCACUUUGUCGAACAAAGGCAAUGGACCUUACGCACUAUGAGAAACUUGGAGCUGGCAUUAAUGCCAUGGUGUGCGUCAUGAGCUACAGUGGAUACGAUAUUGAAGACGCACAGGUGUACAAUAGAUGUGCGCUUGACCGUGGCUACGGACGUUGCGUUGUUCUCCGAAAACAUGAGGUUGAUAUGGAAAGACUGGCGAAUGGGGAAUAUGACGUUAUUCUUCCUCCAGACUCCAAUUUUGGUAAGUGUAAGGCGCUCAACAGUGAUGGUAUUGCUAGUAAAGGUGCCAUAGUUCGUCAAUUUGACAUUCUUGUCAACAAAUACACACCAGUUGCAUCAUCUGAACCAAGACCAAAUCCACUUGUCUACAAGUACCCCCAACCUGCUGUUGUAGACCAUGUGGUGAUUUCACCUCCAGGAGAUUCCGAGCGGUCAAUGGACGUUGAACAAAAAAUUAAAGUCAUUACGCGAGAGGUUCGCAUUCCAGAGCCCGGUGAUAAAUUCUCUUCGCGCCAUGGGCAGAAGGGUGUUGUGGGCCUUAUCACUGAUGGUGUCAAUAUGCCUUUCAACGAAAAAGGUAUCAGCCCAGAUAUGAUUAUGAAUCCUCACGGGUUUCCAAGUCGAAUGACAGUCGGUAAACUGCUCGAGCUCGUUAGUUCGAAAGUAAGUGCUGUAACGGGAAGGUUUGGUGAUGGCACAGCCUUUGGUGGUGACAAGGCGGAGGAUUUGGGUGAAGCGCUUCUUCGGCAUGGCUUUAAUUAUCAUGGAAAGGACGCGUUUUAUUCUGGUAUUACGGGCGAAAUGAUGCAGGCGUACGUGUUUUUUGGACCCAUCUACUAUCAACGCCUUAAGCAUAUGGUCACCGAUAAGAUGCACGCUCGUGCUACUGGACCCCGGUCGUUAUUAACCAGGCAGCCAACUGAAGGUCGGGCCCGAAGCGGUGGUCUUCGUGUUGGAGAAAUGGAGCGGGACUGUAUGGUUGGUUAUGGUGCCUCAAACCUCUUGAAUGAGCGACUUCUUCUCAGUUCUGAUUUGUUCACUGUUGACACAUGCCGCUCGUGUGGAUUUUUGGGAUACAGUGGGUACUGUCCCUUCUGCAACACUAGGAACACUGUGUCACAUGUCAACGUCCCAUACGCGUUCAAGCUACUACUGCAAGAGCUCCAAGGUAUGGGAAUAAGCACGCGGCUCUCAUUAGACUUUGUUGGACGACAUUAA